AUGAUACUAGCUUAUGGAUGUUUAACAACUGAUAAUUUCAAAACUUCUAUUCCAAAUAACUGUGCACAGUAAGAAGCAAUAAAUAAUUUUCUUGAUGCAGAUUACAGUGAGUUUUAUAUAAAAUUACGUACUGAACAGUACAAUAUUACUUCAUAGCAAUAUUAAGUAAAUUUCAAGCAUUCGGUGAUAUUUACGGAAUCUAACUCUUUUUAGAUAGCAACUUUCAAAACAUAAGAAUAAAAUACAAAAGUGAAAUAAGGUUUCAUUAUUUAAACUGAAGAGGAAUAUUCAGCACCUUUUUAAUAUAAUGCUUAUACUUAGUAAUUUAAUAAUAAUAAUAACUCUCCUUAUAUUCAAAUAAAUAUGAGUAUGGAUGAUGUUAUUUAAAUAGUUUAAAUUUAAUUUCCAACUUUUCCAGAAGUAUUGGCUUUAGUAAAUAGUUUAUUUUCUAUCCUUAUGAUGAUUGGAUAUUUUUGUAGGAAAUCUUCUUAAAGUUUAAUACAAAAGGAUUUUUUUACAUUGUUCAUGCAGAAUUUGCAUCAAGAUACUUAUGAAUAAAUAUUAAAAGAUAAAAGACUUUUAGAUUAUCAAUAAACUAUAUAUCCAUAGAUUUUAAAUGAUUAAAGUGGAUAAUAACAACUUAUAGAACCUGAAAGACUAGAUUAAACGAGUAUUCCAUAAUUUGAUUCUAAGUCAAUUGAAUUUUUAAAUUAAACCAAGUUAUCUAAAAAGAAAAGCGAGGCAAUUUAAAAAGAUUAGAUCUAAUAAUUAUCAUUUCAAAAAGAAUAAAACUAAAAUAUGAUCUUCCCAAUUAUGAAAAAUAAUAACUUUUUAUGUUUAAAUGAUAAUAAAUCUUUAAUUGAAAAUAAAUAACAAUAUUUUCCUGAAUUAAAAAUGAUAUAACAAAUAAACGAAUAGCAGUAAGAAAAUGAAUAAAUUGUAGAUUUAACUUAAGUUUUUAAAGAGAAAAAUCAAAUUGAAAAUAAAUAAAAUUAUAAUUAAAGAAAAGAUCAAUAAAAAUAAUAAUAAUAGGUUUAAUACUCAGACUAAAAUUUAUUAAAAGAUAAUUUUUUAAAGCAUGUUAUUAUUUUUAAUCAACCGAAAUAAUCCAAAAAAUAAGAUAAAAUUAAUGAAAUAUAACAAACUUAAGAAAUUCCUUUAUUACAUGAUUAUUUUGUAAAAAAAUUAUAAGCCAUUUAAAAUUCAAAUACAUUAAACUAAGUUAAAGAAAUACUAUUUUAAAGAAAAAGAACUAAAAGUUUAUGGAUGAGCAUCAAGAAAUUAUUCUAAAAAAAUAAGACAAAUAAUUAAGUUGAUUUUGCAUAGAUAGUAAAAGAAGAAAUAGGGUAACAAGUUAUAAAAAGUUUAGAGAUAUAAGAGUUAUUCAAGGAUAUUAUCUUUUUAAAAAAAUCUAUCUUGCUAUUGCUUGAUCGAGAACAAGUUUCAGCAAUAAAAUUAGUAGGAUUUUCUCCAUUAAACUAAAAAUCGUAUAAGAACUACUUCGAAGAACAACUUAAUAUUCUAUAAUCUGAAAACUUAUAAGCUGAAUUAAUCUAAAAAUAUUUUUAGAGAUUUAAUAACAGAUAAUAUUUAACUGAUUUAGAUAAAAGAAUAUACUCCUGUAUAACAAAAAUGCAAAUAAUUUGA
Tetrahymena thermophila SB210 is the source of this 1647-nucleotide messenger RNA. RefSeq lists its product as hypothetical. The transcript is spliced from 3 exons. Lineage: Eukaryota; Ciliophora; Oligohymenophorea; Hymenostomatida; Tetrahymenidae. The record is from RefSeq and is a predicted model, not a curated record.